Vicia villosa (hairy vetch) is the source of this 987-nucleotide messenger RNA. RefSeq lists its product as uncharacterized. The transcript has a single exon. The record is from RefSeq and is a predicted model, not a curated record. Bases 1 to 987 code for a protein of 328 amino acids. NCBI's taxonomy places the organism in Eukaryota, Viridiplantae, Streptophyta, Magnoliopsida, Fabales, Fabaceae.
AUGUUAGCAUAUGGUGUGGCAGCAGAUGCGGUCGAUGAGUACAUCAAAAUAGGAGGUACUACAGCAUUGGAGUGCUUACGUAGACUCUGUAAAGGAAUCAUAUGCUUGUACGAGCAAGUGUAUCUGAGAGCACCAACCCAAGAUGACCUGCAAAGAAUACUGCAUGUUAGUGAAAUGCGAGGGUUCCCAGGGAUGAUUGGGAGUAUUGACUGCAUGCACUGGGAGUGGAAAAAUUGUCCUAAAGCAUGGGAAGGACAAUUUACUAGAGGGGAUAAGGGAACCACCACAGUUAUUCUUGAAGCAGUUGCAUCUCAUGACCUAUGGAUCUGGCAUGCCUUUUUUGGAUGUCCGGGAACGUUGAACGAUAUAAACGUUCUAGACCGGUCACCAGUGUUUGAUGACGUGGAACAGGGAAAGGCUCCAAGUGUGAAUUUCUUUGUGAAUCAACGUCCAUAUAAUAUGGCAUACUAUCUAGCUGAUGGUAUCUACCCUUCUUAUCCAAAUUUCGUCAAAUCGAUUAGACUUCCUCAAAGUGAACCCGAUAAAUUAUUUGCAAAAUUUCAGGAGGGAUGUCGGAAGGACAUCGAACGUGCAUUUGGAGUGCUCCAAGCUCGAUUUAAAAUCAUCCGUGAACCAGCUCGCUUGUGGGACAUAGCUGAUUUGGGUAUCAUCAUGAGGUCAUGCAUCAUAUUACAUAAUAUGAUUGUUGAGGAUGAACGAGAUUCAUAUUCUCAACGUUGGACCGAUUUUGAGCAAUCUGGGGAAAGUGGAUCUAGUGCACCACAACCAUACUCGACCGAGGUGUUACCCCCUUUUGCAAAUCAUGUGCGUGCUAGAUCAGAGUUCCGUGAUCCAAAUGUUCAUCAAGAAUUGCAAGCCGAUCUAGUGAAGCAGGACCGGCCCUGUGGGGGUGCAAGAAGUGCUACCACACAGGGCCUCCGAUUUUUUAGGGCCUCAAAUUUUAAAAAGGGGCUUAAUAUAAAUUAA